CUCGGCGGCGGUGGAAGUGACGAGGCUCCGGCGUUGCCUCCUCUUCCUGUGGGCCUGGGCCAUGUGACGUCCAAUGGUUGCUUUGGAGCAAGAUGAACUAUAUGCCCGGCACGGCCAGCCUGAUUGAAGACAUUGACAAAAAGCAUUUAGUUGUACUUCGAGAUGGAAGAACAUUAAUAGGAUAUUUGAGGAGUGUGGAUCAGUUUGCUAAUUUGGUUCUUCAUCGGACAGUGGAGCGAAUCCAUGUAGGAAGGAAAUACGGUGAUAUUCCAAGAGGGAUUUUCGUUGUCCGAGGAGAAAAUGUGGUGCUUCUGGGGGAAAUAGAUCUAGAAAGGGAGACCGACACUCCUUUGCAACGAGUGUCAAUCGAAGAGAUUUUGGAAGCUCAAAGAGUUCAGCAACAUGAAAAGCAAGAGGCAGAAAAGGCAAAAAGUGAAGCAUUAAAGGAGCGAGGAUUAUCCAUCCCUCGUACUGAUGCUCUUGAUGAAUACUAAGUAAAAGUACAAUACCAGACUUUUAAACCACCUGUAGGGGACUUGACCUACUGGAUCUUCUUGCUGAACUGGCAUUGAUUGUAUCUAAAAGUGACUAAACAAAAAAAAGUUUUCAAACUAUAUUCUUCAGUGGUAAAUAUGAAUUGCCAUACUUUUAAAAGACAAUGCUUCAGAAAGAAUAUACUGAGCAAUUUCACUAGUUUCCAUCUUCUUGGUUAGAAAAUAUGACUAUAAAAAGUCUUCACCAUAAUGAACCUUUAGCUGAAAGGGAUGGGUUCCCUAUUCUGUGAAAGAAUGACAAUAUUAAUCAAUGCAUUAUUCAUCAGUACAUUUUCUUGCACAAACUAAAUUGCUGUGCAUUUAUGGAAAAUAAAAAAAUUCCUAUAGAAACUGAAAUUUUGUUUAGUUAAGGAAUAAUAUAAUUUCAGCUCAUUUAUUUGCCAUUGUUCAUAAAUCAGGUGCAUACCUGUUAGUUAAACUCUAGAGAUUGUAGCUUUGUGAAGAUAGGCAGCUUGACAAUUCUGUUUUAUUAAUUCUGAUUUUCACUUUAUAGGCUGAAAACUCAACUAUCAAUUUGCUGACAUUUGAUAAAUUGUUGAGAAUUUAUUUACUAUUAGCUGAUGUAACAGUGACUAAAUGAUAAAGGAAUGUUUUUUGUAGAGUUGACAGAUAAUGGACUAGACCUUGUUAACCUGGCUUCCCCCAACCAGACUACUUAGGACACAAAGAACUAAUGUUACUGGCCCAAAGUAUCCCAGCCUCUCAGCAGGAUAGCCAUAAGAAAUAUGAGAGAGUUUUAAAUGUCUGAGAUCCAGAGACAAGGCAGGAUGAGACUGGUGACUCAUUGCGACGGCUCUCUGCACAAUUUAUUCUGUGUCCUGCUAAUACCCUUGUACUACCUCGAUGCACUGUUGUAAUGUAAUGAUCUAUAUGGACGGCAUGCAAAAAAAAGUUUUUUACUGUAUCAUGUGACAAUAAUAAACCAAUUUGCCAAUA
Hypanus sabinus (Atlantic stingray) is the source of this 1490-nucleotide messenger RNA. Its product is annotated as U6 snRNA-associated Sm-like protein LSm1. The transcript is spliced from 4 exons. Gene Ontology annotation, molecular function: RNA cap binding. Gene Ontology annotation, cellular component: Lsm1-7-Pat1 complex; P-body. Bases 93 to 494 code for a protein of 133 amino acids. Lineage: Eukaryota; Metazoa; Chordata; Chondrichthyes; Myliobatiformes; Dasyatidae. Gene Ontology annotation, biological process: deadenylation-dependent decapping of nuclear-transcribed mRNA. The record is from RefSeq and is a predicted model, not a curated record.